Molecule: messenger RNA, 1755 nt
Organism: Lachancea lanzarotensis
Lineage: Eukaryota; Fungi; Ascomycota; Saccharomycetes; Saccharomycetales; Saccharomycetaceae
Gene: PHR1
Product: LALA0S10e04302g1_1
Exons: 1
Coding region: 1-1755 (584 amino acids)
Biological process (GO): circadian regulation of gene expression; entrainment of circadian clock by photoperiod
Cellular component (GO): cytoplasm; nucleus
Molecular function (GO): DNA binding; FAD binding
Source: RefSeq, a predicted model, not a curated record
AUGCCACCCAAACGUACGCUGUCACCGUCACCAGGCUUGACCAAGAAACUCAAGCUUACAGACAACUUUGAGGAAUACUAUAGACCGGAUCCACGGUACUACCCUAAUCCUAUCACUUGGAAACAGGCGAAUGUGUUCAACACUGGCAAAAGACCCAAGCCUAUCGAUCUGUUGAAUCAAGGUAUCGAAAAAUCGCAAAAAGUGGAUUCUAAAGUAGGCAUCGAUACCGUGGUGCACUGGUUCAGGUCUGACCUCAGAAUAAGCGACAAUGUCGGACUUUUCCAUGCAGUAAAGAAGCUCCAAGAACAGCAGAAAAAAUCCAGCGGCCAUGAUGCACCACGACUAGUGGCCCUUUACACCAUCAAUGAACAUGACUUUAGAGCUCAUCUGGAUAGUGGCUGGAAACUGCAGUUUGCAUUGGAUGCUGUGAACAGUUUGAAAAAUGAGCUGCGUAAACUGAACGUAGCACUAGUGGUUCGUGUUUUCGAAACAAAGGACCCUUUGCUGUCACGGUCUUUGCAAUAUGCAAAAUGGUUCAAGGACCAAUGUGUUGGACUCGCCCGUAACGCUAACGACGCAGUCUUCGUGACAGCCAACGCCCAGUACGAAACUGACGAGUUGUACAGGGACGUGAAAAUUCUGGGACUCAACGACUCCCAAUUCCAUUUUCAGGUCCAUCACGACCAGUGCACGGUGAUUCCAGGUGCUCUUACCUCGGGCAAAGGCACUCAGUAUACGGUUUUCACGCCCUGGUACAAGAAAUGGGUCGAGUAUCUCAAGACGCACCAGAAAUCGGGUAAAGAUGCAGUAGCAACGUUCAGUUUCGAUACUUCCAAGCCUAUCAACGUAGACCUUGAAGAGUUAGAGUCAUACGAUUACACAUUGUCAGACGAAUUUCUCUCUUAUUUGCCCAACCAGCCUCUCGACGUCCCGGAGGCAACGGAGAAACAAGCUCAUGAAGUACUACGGCAAUUUUUCCACACUAAAAAGGCUCACGAAUACAACGAAAAGAAGGACUUCGUGGCUCUCAGUAGUACUUCUCGUCUCAGCUGUUACAUCACCAGUGGUGUUAUCAGUACGCGUGCGGUGGUAAACUACUGCUAUCAUGAAAACGGGAAUAGUUUGAUGCGUAAGGAUAUCAAGCAAAACAACUCGGUUGAGAAUUUUGCCAAAGAGGUCGCAUGGAGAGAUUUCUACAAGCACAUAAUGUGCAAUUGGCCCUAUAUCUCUAUGGACUUGGCCUUCAAGUUUGAGACGAUGGACAUCAAGUGGGAAAAUGACACGGAAAAGUUCCACAAGUGGUGCUCAGGCGAAACUGGCCUGCCCAUAGUGGAUGCUAUAAUGCGCAAGCUUUUACACACGGGGUACAUCAGUAAUCGUUGCCGCAUGAUAACGGCUUCCUUCUUGUCCAAAAACCUCCUGGUAGAUUGGCGUUGGGGGGAGCGCUGGUUCCGCAAGCACUUGAUUGACGCAGAUUUGGCUUCCAACUCUGGCGGAUGGGGGUUUUCUUCGAGCACUGGUGUAGACUGCCAACCUUACUUCCGUAUCUUCAACAUGAAGCUGCAAAGUGAAAAAUAUGAUCCCAAGGGAGUUUUCAUCAAAGAAUGGAUUCCAGAGCUGAAGGACGUUGAUAAUUUGAAAAUUCUUAGAGAGGGCAUCUCUAAUGCCCAGAUGGCGAACGGUUACUCACAGCCUAUCGUCGAUUUAAAGGAAAGCAGAGAAAGGGCCCUCGAGGCCUUUAGAGAAGCUAUGUAA